UUCCCGCCGGAUAUUAUUCGGAUUUUAGAACGCCGUCGUAUAAUCAACAAAUUACAAAUACAAUGUUCAAUGGCCUUUUUCCCAGGUCAUGGAAUCGACCGGGUGGACACAGCAGCUGCUGUGAACUUAUACUGAUUCAACUAGGUGUUGCGACAGUUGAGGAGACGGAGGAACAACUCAUAUACAACCAGCAAGACCAGAAAAUUCAUACGACUAUCGGUGAUAACGUGCCGGCAGGGACAACUACGUCAGCAGUUCCACAGCCGGUGUUACAGGAGACGAUUAUCAUUGACGGACAUGAAAGUCAACGGUUUGCAGGCUCUUCUGUAUCUGCAAAUCAGGUGAUAGCGGAAGCCAGUACCAACAUCAGUAUGAACGUACUAACGCCGUUUAACGAACGAUUGUCCCGGGUGCCAUCGUCUUCCUCAUCAAAUGAUGCGCUGGACACCAUUAAUCAUUAAACUACACAGUGUAGCUAUGGUGCUACACUCAUUCAAACUUGGCUGUAAUCAAUCUGCACUGACUGUAGAAUGAAUAUUGAAUUUAUUGAAAGUGGCUGUACCGUUCAAUCGUUGAGAAUGGAAUGGCGUUUGGAAUCGAUAAAAAUGAAAUUUCUUCGAUUUUUUUCGUUUG
Molecule: messenger RNA, 633 nt
Organism: Topomyia yanbarensis
Lineage: Eukaryota; Metazoa; Arthropoda; Insecta; Diptera; Culicidae
Exons: 4
Coding region: 63-461 (132 amino acids)
Source: RefSeq, a predicted model, not a curated record